AUGUGUAACUUCGUGUGGGCCGUGAUCGUAAACGCUGCCGUGUGCAGCACAGUGUGGGGAAAUGGCUGCUGUAGCCCUGUGACGCCCAAAAACCUCGUUCCGACUGAGACGGUGCCGCGGGCACCGUUGGAUGAGUACCGCCUGGAUGGUUCAGUGGUGCCCUCGCACUACGAUAUCGAGAUCAAGCCGUACUUUGAGGACGAACCGAACAAGGAGCCGUUCACGUUCGAUGGGUCCACCACGAUAACGGUCAAAGCGGUGGCGGCUGGCACAGGGAAGAUCAAACUGCACACGGCCAGCCUGAGUAUCCUGACGGCCAGUGUGAUGCUGAAAUCCAACAGCGCCCCCGUGCAGCUGUUCAAUCAAUCCUACGACGAGGAGACGGAAGUGCUGACGUUGAACCUGCGCAGUGUGCUGCUGACGAACGUGGACUACCUGUUGUCGUUUAACUACGUCGGCCGGAUGGAGGAGAACAUGCGUGGAUUCUACCGGAGCUAUUUUACGGUGGACAGGACGAAAGUGUGGCUAGGAUCGACGCAGUUCGAACAGAUGGAAGCUCGCCGAGCGUUCCCGUGCUUCGAUGAGCCGAAGUUUAAGGCAACAUUCGCGCUGAAGAUAAACUACAAAUCGUCCGCCUACAAGGCCUACUCCAAUACGGCUGCCCUGUCGGUUGAUGCUGUUGGCAACGGCCGUUCGUUGGUAACGUUUGCGACCACUCCUGUGAUGUCUACCUACCUGCUGGCGUUCAUCGUGGCACCGUACGAAUUGUACGGUGACGAUCCGGUUCGGAUUCUCGCACGCCCUCAGGCGGCUAAUCAGACGGAGUAUGGUGCGCGUGAAGGCCUGAAGCUGUUGAAGCAGCUGGGCCACUGGAUCGACUAUCCGUUCGAUCAGGUGCCACAGAUACAGCGCAUGUACAUGGCGGCCGUGCCCGACUUUGCGGCGGGUGCGAUGGAGAACUGGGGCCUAAUAACGUACCGUGAGUCGAGCUUGCUGUACGUCCCCGAGGAGGCAACCAGCCUGCAGCAGCAACGGAUCGCGACCAUUAUAGCGCACGAACUGGCACACCAGUGGUUCGGCAACCUGGUGACCUGCGAGUGGUGGGACGCUACUUGGUUGAACGAAGGGUUCGCCAGCUACCUGGAGUACUUUGGGACGGCGGCGGCCGAACCGGCGUGGGAGCUCGAUCAGCAGUUUGUGGUGGAAAAGCUGCACAGUGCGAUGCAAACGGAUGGAUGGACCAGCACGCACCCCAUGACGUCCGCCGUGUAUACGAAGGCCCAGGCGGCCGCCAUUUUCGAUAACAUUUCGUACAACAAGGGCGCCGUAGUGCUGCGGAUGAUGGAGCACUUCCUGUCGAACGCCGUCUUCAAAACCGCCCUGCGGGAGUACGUCCAAGAGCGUGCGUUCACGGCGGCCCGGCCGGAUCAUCUCUUCUCCGUGUUGAAUCGUCACAAUACAGAGGCCGACGGGUUCAUGAAACCAUGGACAACGCAGCCCGGCUAUCCGCUGGUAACCGUAACGGGGGGGCUCGAUGGAUUCACGCUCACACAGGCACGAUUCCUUUUCAACGGCACUGCCGGCAACGGCGAUGAGACUACGUGGCCUCUGCCCAUCACGUACGCCACCACCGGGAAGGAGUUCGACUACACACGGCCGCGAUUUAUUGCUAGUGGGAAAACCUUCAACAUUGCCCUACCGAACGCUUCCAGUGUGCCGUACUUCAUCCUGAACAACCAGCAGGUCGGGUACUACCGGGUGAACUACGACGGUGAGCUGUGGAGGAAAAUCAGCACCGCAUUGCGCAGCGAUCGUUUCGGUGGUAUUCAUGUGGCCAAUCGGGCCCAAAUCGUGGACGACCUCUUCAACUUGGCCCGGGUCGAUGCCCUCAGCUACGGAAUGGCUCUGGACAUUCUGGAGUACCUGAAGCAGGAGACCGAGUACCUGCCGUGGUUGGCGGCGUCAAACGGGCUAAACACGCUGUCGCUGAAAGUCCUCGCGGAAGAUGAGGAGUUGUUUACGAGCCACAUCUUGGACAUUUUUGCCGAAGCGUACGAGCAUGUAAAGUUUCAAGAGCCCACCAGCUCGGAGCGUCGAGUACACACGUAUCUGCGCCGAGUGGUUCUGGAAUGGAGCUGUCGGCACGGCCACGAGACGUGCAGUAAGAUGGCGGUGGAGGAGUUUGAGAGAUUCCGGGCUAAUCCGGGCGCUGUAAAAGUGCACCCCGAUCUGCGGCAAGUUGUGUACUGUGAGGGUGUACGCAAAGGGUCCAAGGACCAGUUUGAUUUCUUGUUGGACCGCUAUCGCACAACGAAUGUUGCUACCGAACAACAGCUUACACUGUUCGGCUUGAGCUGCGCCACGCAAAAGGGGCUCGUUCAGCAAUUUAUGGACCUCACAAGUUCCGUGGAUGUGCGGAGCCAAGAUAAGGCCACCGCACUAUCACUAUUGCUGGGUAAUCCACAGGCCCUGGAGUCUGCGGCAUCUUAUCUGAUAACAAAUCAUCGCCGUUGGUCCGAGGCUCACGAUGGGUACGGUAGUGUUGGCGUAGCAUUCAAGGGAAUUCUGGGCCGACUCAAAAACCCGCUAGUGAGGGAUUCGAUUAGGGCGUUUGCGGAAGGCAACAAAGAAGUGCUGGGAUCGGCCACCUACGCCGUUAUCGUCGACGGACUGGCAGAGUACGAUGCAAAUCUACGGUUUACGGUCAAUCAUCGUGAUGACAUUCGGGGGUUCCUGAAGACAAAAGCCCACAACGGAGCCCCGCCGGCGCAGGUGGCUGCUAUCAACUUGAUGACGGUGUCUCUGGGGUUGAUACUUUUGGCUCUGCGUAGAUGGUGAAUCUGGAAGU
Anopheles cruzii is the source of this 2848-nucleotide messenger RNA. Its product is annotated as membrane alanyl aminopeptidase-like. NCBI's taxonomy places the organism in Eukaryota, Metazoa, Arthropoda, Insecta, Diptera, Culicidae. Gene Ontology annotation, molecular function: peptide binding; zinc ion binding; metalloaminopeptidase activity. Gene Ontology annotation, cellular component: cytoplasm. The record is from RefSeq and is a predicted model, not a curated record. Bases 1 to 2838 code for a protein of 945 amino acids. Gene Ontology annotation, biological process: peptide catabolic process; proteolysis. The transcript has 6 exons.